Messenger RNA from Chlamydomonas reinhardtii, 5248 nucleotides. RefSeq lists its product as uncharacterized. Lineage: Eukaryota; Viridiplantae; Chlorophyta; Chlorophyceae; Chlamydomonadales; Chlamydomonadaceae. The transcript has 18 exons. Gene Ontology annotation, biological process: response to oxidative stress. Gene Ontology annotation, molecular function: heme binding; peroxidase activity; copper ion binding. Bases 207 to 4163 code for a protein of 1318 amino acids. The record is from RefSeq and is a predicted model, not a curated record.
AAAGCUUGGGCCCCAAGCGUGGUCUUUACAUUCCCAAUUUCCUGCCAGGAGCAAUUGCAAUUUGAGCGCGGACCUGUCCUUGGGCUGCUGUCGUCCUGCUGGCCCACACAGUCACACGUCGUUUCGCCUUCGCCACUCGCCACUCCUUGCUCGCGCCGUCGCCUUAGGCCUGCGCCCUCGCAGCCAAUUGCAACUUUAACGUCAACAUGCCGCAAAAGCGACUGCGAGGCGUGAGCCUCGCGCUCGCAGCCGUGGCGCUUGCGGUGCUUCUCGCGGGCCUUCUGCCGAGCUGUCCCGUUCGCACCGUGGACGCCCAGCUGCUCAGCGGCCUCACCGGCAUUCUCGGCACCCUCCUCAACGGCGUGUCUUCCACUCUUGCAGCGACGCUGGGCCUGGUCGGUGGAACCGUCACCACGGUCACAGGUGUGGUGGUGGACGUGACCGCGUAUCUGUCGCAGCCCGUGCAGUGCAGUGGCUCGGUGUGUGUUAAGCUGGAUGACUAUGACCAGUCCCACAGCGACCUGGCUGACGUGAACGCAAAGGUGCUGCUGUGGAGCCCCAAGGUAGCCCACGUGACGGCCGGCAAGACUUAUGAUCCCCGCGGCAAGGACUGGGUCUCGGUUGUGGCUACGUGCCGCGAGCUGUUCCAGUACGAAAAGCGCCUGGCAACCUUCUUCAUCCGCGCCUCCUUCCACGACUCCAUGGCUGUGGACGUGAGCCAGUGCCCUGGCCCCAACUGCGGCGGUGCCGACGCGUCCCUGCUGCUGAGCAUCGAGGAGAUGGCUCGCCCAGAGAAUGCGUAUGAUGACUUCUCAUUGAUCGCUGCUCGUGCGGCCAAGAAGAUUGCGUCUUUCUUUGACAUCUCCGUUGCCGACACGCUGGCGGUGUGCGCCGCGGUGGGCCCCGAGGUCCUGAGUAAGGGCCGCAUCAAGAUUCUCACUGGCACCGGUGCUGGCGUACUCCGCGUGGGCCGCCUGGACAAUAUCCGACCCUCGCCGCCGGGCAACCUGCCCCCCAACCACGCCGACCUGACAAGUUUCGCGAAGUUUUGGAAGGAGCGUGGUUUCUCUGAGGCGGAGGCGACUGCUCUGAUGGGCUCUCACGCCCUCAUCGACACGCAGGCCUGCUUCAACGGCAGGAGAAUCAACGACUACUGCGACCCGGCCACCUCGGACUGCUCCAACGUGCGCAUGUUCCGCUGGGAGAACCACUACUACAAGGACAUCUGCUCGCCAACGCUGUCCAUCACGCCCCUGACUCCUGAGGACAUGGCACUUGAUCCCGUGGAGACCCCAAUCCUGGGCAUGUCUGAUCCCGAGUUGGACGCAGAGGCCCGCCAGGAGACCUGCAAGUUCACCAGCAAGGAGGCCCAGGCUGUGGCACUGAACAACCUGGCCCAGGUGCGCCGCGGCGCUCGCGCUGAGGCCGUGGUGCCCCCUGAGACGGUUGCCGUCACCUGGACCAACAAGAACUGCCGCGCCGGCGCCGCCUAUGGCAUCAACGUCACCCAACACUGCCCGCACGCCUACCUUUGGUUCUACACCACCAAUGACGCCUACCUCGGCCAGGCAUGCCAGGGCGUUGGCAGUGCCCCCGAGGCUGUUGCUGUGCGCAAUGCCGCGCGCUCGUAUGUCAACAACCAGGCCACCUGGGACGCCACCUACCGCAGCGCCUACCUCAAGAUGGUCAGCACGUUCGCCACCUGGUCCCAGAUCGCCACCACGAACCCCGUUUACAUCAACGGUGGCGAGUGCGCUAGCGGAACCCACCUCGAGGCGGCGUGUGCGCAGGCGUCCCCAGGACUUGCCACGGCGGAUACCAAGUCGCUCUACUCGGGCAGUUACAUCCUCCUGGGCAGCCUGUUGGGUGGCGCCUGCCGCGACUGCGCGAAGGGCGUGUGCCCACAGCCAAGUCAAUGUGGGCAGUGCGUCAACACUUUCAACAACCGCCUGCUCGUGCCCAGGAAUCCCCUGGUGACCGAGGCCAACUGCUGCUCCUGCGCCAGCCUGCUUCGCUCCACGCGAUACAACGCCACCAGGGACGCCAGCGGCAACACCUACGUCACCUCCACAACCUUCGUGGUGCGCUGGCCCGACGUCAUGCCGAUCUCACAGCCGGCACAGCCCAUCCCCGCUGACCAGGGAGGCGCGGUGCCGCCGCGGCCGUUGGACACCACGCCCUUCAAUGACGGCGUGGCACCACCGGCAUCCACUUCGCUGGCGACUGUUGGCGACGCGUCAAGUGUUUGCCCCAGUGCUCAUGGCACCAUUAUCAAGGUCCGGGGCUUCCCUAGCAGCCCCUUCAAGUGGACACCCUUCACCCAGACCUACGCCAACCCGCCCCGCGCGCAGAUUGCCGCCAGCUACGUCAAGCCCGGCACCAACAUGACCGUGGACGCUUAUGAGAUUGACAUUUUUGCCACGGCCAAGAACAUUGGUUGCCCCGCCGGCAAGCCGACCUGGUCUCUGACAUACAACGGCUCCGUGCCCGGUCCCUCAUUCCGUGUGCUUAAGGGCCGUCAGACGCUGGUCCGCUUCAACAACCGCCUCACGCCCGCCAAUCUGAGCGGCACGCCCUUCAGCGAGUUCCACCCCUGCGAGGGCACGCGCUCCGGCCGCCCCAUCUCCGUCCACUACCACGGCUCCGCGUCGCUCGCGCCCUAUGAUGGCUGGGCCGAGGACACCACAUGCGGCGCUGAGAGCAAGGACUACUACUACCCCAACUGGCGCGCGGGCUUCGGCUGGUACCACGACCACCAACUUGACAUCACCUCUGAGAAUGCCUACUUUGGUCUGAGCGGCCUGUACACGACCGUUGACAAGGCCGCCGAGGGCGGCUGUGGUGAGCCAUGGAACCUGGACGGGAUCCCCGAGUGGGACAUGCAGUUUAAGGACGCUGUCCUGGACAGCAACUGCCAGCUCUACUAUGACCGCGCGGGCCCCCACCGCAACAACCUGUACGGCGACAUCAACUUCGUCAACGGCAUCCCCUGGCCCGUGGCCACCAUGGAGCCCCGCUGGCAGCGCUUCCGCUGGCUGGUCUCUUCCGUCGCCCGCCCCUACAAGCUGCGGUUUGUGAACGCCGACGGCACCGAUUUCAGCGGCGGCAAGUGCCAGGUGAUUGGCGGCGAGGCCGGUACUCGCCGCUCGCCUGUGUCGUAUCCCGCCGCUGGCCUUUUUAUGGGCGUGGCGGAGCGCUACGAGGUGGUGUGCGACUUCAGCGGUCUCAGCGGCAAGACUCUGUUCCUGGUGAACGCCUACGACGACCGCCGCAUGAAGGACGUGCCGUACUAUUGCCACUCCCACCUGGUCAUGAAGAUCAACGUGGCUUGUAACAGCACCGGCUGCCCGGCCAGCCCGCCUGCUUUCCAGCCUCCGUCAUCCUCCAGGGUCACACCACUGGACCGUGUGCUAAACCAAACCGACAUCGACCGGGCGCUCGCGAUGGUCGCCAACAAGCAGUGCACUCGCACGUUCCGCUUCGGCCGCCGCCACGGCCACUGGGUCAUCAACGGCGAGUCGUGGCACACAGCUCGUGUGGCCGCCAGCGAUGUGGGCCACAACACUUGGGAGGUGUGGUGCCUGGAGACCGGCGGCGGCUGGUUCCACCCCAUUCACAUCCACCUGGUCGACUUCUUCGUGCUGGCCCGCAAUUGGGACGUGAACCAGGUCCACGAUUACGAGCGCUGGAUUGGCAAGGACGUUGUGCAGCUUGACCCCAGCGCGCACAUUGCGCUGCUGCUGCGCUUCGGCGCGCACCGCGGCGAGUACAUGUUCCACUGCCACAACCUGAUGCACGAGGACUUUGAGAUGAUGCGCUCCUUCCACGUCAUGCCCACGCCCGGUUCCCGUACGGCCUCCACGGCGUUGCCGAUGCAGUCCGACCCCACCAUCGUGACGACCCUGAACUACGUGUAUGAUCUGUACGACGACCCGGUCUAUCCGGCUGCUGGCCCCAAGCCCACCAGCACCCUGACGCCGCUGCGCACUCCCUCGGCAUCUACCACUGCGGCGCUGUCCAUGCCCAUCGACCGGGCCAUCCACAGGAUCUACUACCCCUACGGCUCGACCAACAUCACCUCGGCUGGCGCCGCCAAGCUUGCGAACCCCGUCACCAACCCGUGGUUGGUGCCCAUCUGCAAGCCGCAAAAAGCAUACCCAUGAGCUUUAAGAGUGCGUUUUCAAGAUGCAUAGCGUGACUUUCCGUGAUUAAUAUGUGAAAUUUUCAGGCUUUGUACUGCGCGUCGUCUUUAUGUCUUUAGGGCUGCACAUGACGGCCGUGAGCGACCGCGGUGCUGAAGUCUAGCAUACGCCCCUGUUACCGUUUGCCCCGUGCAACGUUCUGGCACUGUAUUGCGCAAGUUGGGUCAGGCUGGUGCUUCUGUGCCGUCAACAUUGAUGUCAGCACGGCGCCAAACUGAUGUGUGUGUAGGCGUAAUCGUUUUGUGAUGAUGCGCUGCCCAAUUUGCACGCAACAUGCUCGUGAACUUUAUUCUAGGGAUGAAUCAUACGCACAUAACCGCUCAGGCGCACAUGCACUGGGGGACAUAUUAUAGGUGCAUCGCACCCCUGCAUCGCACCGGCAUGCCAAGUGGGAGGGAGUUUCGUUUUGGGUCGUGAGCCAUUUAAGAGCGCGUGAGCUGAGAGUAUGCACCGUAUGAGAGUCGGAAAAAAACAUGCAUCAGUGGCAAGGCAUUGGGGCACGUGCGCAUAAUGCAGCACGCGACGCUGGAGCCUGGAGACUUCCGGUAGCAGUGGACAUGCGGUUGAGAGACCUUUCUCGAGAGUGAUACGUACCGGACGAAGUGGUUGCAGCCAAGUGCCAAGCAAGGACAUGGCGUUGGUUUGAGGGUCACGCGCUGGAUCGAAGCAGCAAGGGAGCUAGCACCUAGCCGUCGGGGGAGGUCUUGUUGCUCUGCGGACAUCGCAGCCAGGGAGCGUGCAUGUGAUCGGAACCGCGUUGGCGUGAAACGGUUGUGGGGUGCAGUAUCGUGUGUGUCCGAGAAGGACAGGUCCCGUACACAGGAGUGACAAGUUCGGGUUCUGCACAUUUGCAGAAUUUGUUAGACCUCAUGCAUCGUAUGGGACUAAGGAUAGUGAAGUCUGGAUGGAAGUCUGGAUGGUCCGCUGGUUUGGCGCCGUUGCGUCGCUGUACCAAUGUCGGCCGGAGCUGGGGAAUCUGUGCCACGAUCACAUGUGAGCCAUCCUUGGCCAGUGUGCUGGCCGCGGCUUUAACAUACAAACGCUGU